AUGUUCAACAACACCGGCCUACCCCUUCCGAUCAUCAAGCGGCGUGGCGUGAAUAUCCGAGGUCCCAAAACGCAAGCAGAAGCCCAAGAAAGCGAGCGAGCUGAACCGGCACUAUGUAGCAGUGCAUUGGCCAGGAUGGCCCUGCGUGAGGCCAGCAACACAACUGCAGAGAUCCGACACCCAGCCAGUUUGCAUCCGUCGUUGCACUCAAUCUGGAAAAUCGAAAUAGCCAUGUACCGAUUCGUUGAUGAGGAAGAGCGAAACACAGGUUUCCGCGCCUUGGAUGAAGACCGACAGCCGGAUUGGGACCGCGGGAGCCCGAUGAUCAGUGUAUUCAAGCUCGGCAGAACCACCGGAUCGCUGCUGUACCGAGCAGAAACCGAGCAGCACGAACAGCAUCCCAUUUCACCACCACCAGGAAGGGUGGACGGCCUUUCACCUCCUUCGCGGGAACAGAACGAUUGUCGAGGAACGGCUGCUCUCGCUCAAAAAAGCUUGUGUCCCCAGUCAAGGACGAUGGACAGUGUCCAAGGAACAUGA
This is a messenger RNA of Puccinia graminis f. sp. tritici CRL 75-36-700-3, 540 nucleotides long. RefSeq lists its product as uncharacterized. The coding region runs from base 1 to 540 and encodes 179 amino acids. The record is from RefSeq and is a predicted model, not a curated record. NCBI's taxonomy places the organism in Eukaryota, Fungi, Basidiomycota, Pucciniomycetes, Pucciniales, Pucciniaceae. The transcript is spliced from 4 exons.